Hyaena hyaena (striped hyena) is the source of this 1034-nucleotide messenger RNA. It is a transcript of the gene EFCAB2, whose product is annotated as EF-hand calcium binding domain 2. Bases 77 to 571 code for a protein of 164 amino acids. The transcript has 7 exons. Gene Ontology annotation, molecular function: calcium ion binding. The record is from RefSeq and is a predicted model, not a curated record. Lineage: Eukaryota; Metazoa; Chordata; Mammalia; Carnivora; Hyaenidae.
GGGGGGCCGGAGGGGGCAAGGACGCCUCGACCUAGGGUGACGCCAGGCAUCUCCCGGGCGACGGCUCCGCAAGAAGAUGGCGGACGGCAAAGAAAGGGAAGGCCCAGAGAUACUCGUACCAGAGUUCCACAAAAAAAUCAAAGAGGCUUUUGAAGUCUUCGACCACGAGGCGAAUAAUACAGUGGAUGUGAGAGAGAUCGGAACGAUUGUCAGGUCGCUAGGGUGCUGCCCGAGUGAAGGAGAGCUACAUGACCUGAUUGCGGAGGUAGAGGAAGAAGAACCCACCGGAUACAUUCGAUUUGAAAAAUUUCUUCCAGUGAUGACUGAAGUACUAUUGGAAAGAAGAUACAGACCAAUUCCAGAAGAUGUCCUUCUUCGAGCGUUUGAGGUAUUAGAUCCAUUUAAACGUGGGUUUCUUUCGAAGGAAGAACUGAUCAAAUAUAUGACUGAAGAAGGUGAGCCUUUCUCUCAGGAGGAAAUGGAAGAAAUGUUGUCUGCUGCAAUUGAUCCAGAAUCGAAUUCAAUUCAUUACAAGGACUAUAUAACAAUGAUGGUGAUAGAUGAAAGUUAAGUGCCUUGAAGACUUGAUUUCUAAUUGAAAGGAUGAUGUUAAAAACGGCUUGUCCUUGUGAAUUUUGCAUGUUCUCUUAUAAUUCCUGCAUCCGUUCUCUUAUAACGCCUAGUAACAACUAUGUCAAGAUACUUUCUUUUUUAAAGAUGACCAUAAUGGUGUAAAACACAGAUUUGUUUGGUAUGGUCUAGACUUAUGGAAUGACAGAUCGCUAAUUAUUUUAAAGCUUAUUCUUAAAACGUUUUAACAUUAUCCAUGGAUUGUUGUUAAUUUCUUGCAAUAAAACUCAGGGAACAUCCAGAUUAAUGAAGCUGACAAAAUGAAGAAUGACCAGAAUGACCCCAGGUUUAGGGUAGAAAGAUCUUGGGAUGGGCAGAAUGACCACAAACUGAAAGUGAGUAGCAGUGUGGGGAAAGCCAUGAACAACUAAAGCUGCAGCAUGUGAACAUGGAAGGGGAGUUAU